AUGAAAACAACAUUGCUUCUAGUCUUAGUUGCUUGUGCUUUCGCCACAAACACUGCUCUAUUUGACAGAAUCGAAUAAAGCGAUUUGGGCAGAACACUUUUAAACACCAUUGCAAUUCAAAUGACAACUGGAGAACCUCUUGAAAGAAUUUUCUAAACUCUUUAUGACUUGGAAGACAGAUACAUCGCUGACUAAAAAGAAGAUGAUGCUAAUAACCAAGCCUUCUAAUAAGUUUGUGAUGCAGAUUUGGCUGGCUUGAACCAAGAACUUGCCAAUCUUGAAUAAAGAAAUACAGAAUUAUAGGCUGUUCUUGAUGACCUUGUGCCAAUCAGAGACUAAAAGAUCGGAUAAAAGAAAGCUAAGGAACUCUAAAAGGCUGAAUUAUAGAAGGUUAUUGAUGAAACAACAGCCAAGAGAUAAGAAUAAGCUGAUGACUUCGAGGCUUAAAGAUAAGAGUACACCUUUGUUUCAUCAGUUUUGGCUGAAGCAAGAAGACUCUUCACAGAUAACCUCUAAGCUCCAUCUUUCUUAUAAAAGGGUGAAGAAAAGGUUCACGUUACUCCAUAAAUCAUGGCUUAAGUUGCUAGUCACAUGAGUCAAGGUGCUCACAAAGCCAGCACAAUGAAACACGUCAGAACCUUUGGAAAAGCCAUCAAAUUGUUAGCCAAUCUUGCCAACAGAACCUAAUAAUUUCGCCAACUAAGAUUUAACAGGAAGAGUCAUCAAAUUGAUCGAUGAUCUCUAAAAUCAAUUAAGUCAAGCAUUCGAUUUAGCCAGAAAAGCUGAAGAUGACAGAACCAGAGCAUUCUAAGCAUAUAUCGGUUUACUCAAUAAAGACAUGAACAAAUACAAUUCAUCAAUUGCUAAUUUUGACUGCUGAAAUCUAAUCACUCUAAGACAGAAAUCGAUGCUACCACAGCCAGUUUAAAA
This is a messenger RNA of Paramecium tetraurelia, 930 nucleotides long. RefSeq lists its product as uncharacterized. NCBI's taxonomy places the organism in Eukaryota, Ciliophora, Oligohymenophorea, Peniculida, Parameciidae. The record is from RefSeq and is a predicted model, not a curated record. The transcript has a single exon.